Molecule: messenger RNA, 2535 nt
Organism: Menidia menidia (Atlantic silverside)
Lineage: Eukaryota; Metazoa; Chordata; Actinopteri; Atheriniformes; Atherinopsidae
Source: the annotation of a GenBank genome assembly
AUGGCUGCAAGUUGUGUUCGAGUUGACCCACCGUUUGUAGAGUUCAGAGAUGUGAAAGUCGGCAAGGUUUACAGGACAUCCGUCACGGUAACAAACAUUGGCAAAACCUCAAGGAAAAUCAUUAUUGAGAAGCCUGCGCGGAAGUUGUUCAAGUUCACAACAUUGAGCCGAGAUGCGACUGUUGCCUCAGGUCUGUAUGUCUGGGGCAUGCUGGAGUUCACCCCUAAAGUCGAAGAGGAGGUCAGGGACUUCAUUCAGAUUCUUAUAGAUGAUGUGGAGACCAUUCAAGUUCCAGUGCUAGGCUUACCCAGGGUCUGCUCUCUUGUAAUGGACUCUGCAGUAGACUUUGGCUGUGUUAUUGCCAGUAGUCAAGUGAUCAGCAAACGUCACCCCAUCACAAAUCAAGGAUCAGCACCUGGCGUCUUCCAAGUUGAGCAUAGUUCGGGAGACUCUUCACUCAGCCUCUCACCGUCCAGUGGAGUCGUUGCCGCUGGCUCUACUCAGUGGCUGAAAGUGGAACUGCGCACAGAUAGACCAAGGAAAAUUGAAGAGAAAGCUCUUGUGAGGCUCCAGAAUCAUUCCACUGUAGCUCUAAAUGUCACAGCCGAGGUGGUAAAUCAGUGUCUGGAGGUUGCUGACAUCAAGGGAACUCCAUUGUCGUGUCUGUGGUUCGGGCCUGUCUACUUUGGGACAUCCAUCGUGGAGAAAAUGGUUAUAAAAAACAAUGCCCCCCAAGCAUGUGACUGGGUAUGCCUCAUCAAGGAUAAUGCUGCGGGAACUGAAGUGGGAGCUGACCUCCUGAAGAGCACAGAUGCAGCCCUAGCAGAGAGAAUGAAGAAGCACGGCUCAGCCACACAUGACAUCUCUCAGGUUUUUGUUUGUGAGCCUAAACAAGGUCGAUUGGGUCCAUAUGACAAAACAACAGUGGAUAUACGCUUCAGUCCGAUUUGCAACAGGAGGAUUGACAGCGAUAACUCAGUGAAUCGGCAGGACUAUUGUGUUUUCUUUUUGUUUGACUCUGUGGGGUCCAAGCAUGGCUUUACUCACCGCAAUGCCAACAGCAGCGUGGAGGUGGCGGUGACGGGCUCCGGUCUCCCUGUGUCAUUGGUGGUCAGUCCCUCCCAUCAAUUCGAUUUCCCCAGCUGCGUAACAGGCCAACGUGCGGAUCUCCUGUGCGUGCUCCAGAACUGCUGUCCUCAGCUUCCCGUCAGUUUCCGCUUCCGCAAAAUUGCGCACUUUACUGCCCAGCCCUUUGCAGCAACCAUCCCUCCUGGACAAAGUCAGGAUGUCGUUUUGACAUUCACUCCAGCUCAACUGGGGAGCUUCCGGGUGCGUCAAAAGAUAGACGUCUUAGGUUGUGUUGCUCUGCGGAGAGAUGCCAACACCGCUGAGGACAUAACUGAACUCGGGGUUUGCAGCUUCCACACUGUCAAGCUUUUGUUGUUCGCCAUCUGCCAAAGUGAGACGAAAUGCCCCCCGCUUAAUCUAAAUCCUGGAAUAAGCAAUCCAUUUGGAUUCCGACCUCAUAUUCGGUGUAGUGAAUUGGCGCGUUAUUCUGGAUUGGUGCGUGCUGCCGUGCUUGGUGCCGAUAAAACACAACUCCACAAACACAGAAGAUCGAGGAGUCAAAACCCAGUAGGAGAGGAGUUCCUGGCCUUUCCCAAUGAUAGAGCCUCCAGCCACCGGCCAUCGUCACCACACAGAGAGUAUAGGACCAUCUUUACUGAUGUGCCUCGUUAUCGAUAUGUGGACGGCAGCUACGCUUUCACUGAGGAAGAGGAAAAGCGGAGACAGCAACAUCGCCAGAUUUACACAGACUUUUUCCAACAGCUUGGACAAACACGACUCAAGAGGAUAAAGGAGAGAGAAGAAGAAAUCUCUGAAAAUGAUGUCGACAUAGGGAUUGUUCCCGCUCAUGGGCUCGUUCCUCCUGCUCUUCACAUCAGUGACCUGGAGAAGUGUAGGAAUGGCAGUGGGUUCUCAGAUUCGCAGGUGAUGAAUGCAGUUCCUUCCACCACUCAAGAGGAGGCAGACUGUAACAGGACUCUGACUGCCCAGGAGCUCUAUCAAGUUGACAUAGGCAAGUCUGUUAUUCUGAUCAUUCCGUCCUUUGUGGACUUGGGCGUUGUCUGCGUGCAGCGGGGGCACGUUCAAACGCUGAUGCUCGUCAAUCGUCUCUCGUUCCACAUCUGGGUACAGCUGGAGGCAGACUGCCCCGAGCUGCAGGGCUCCUCACCUGUCUCGCACAUCCUGCCUCCUUGCUCUCGCAAAUCCUUGUCCCUGACAUUUCAGAGUGACAAACUGGGCUCUUUUUACAGAGGUUGUCCCCUCGGCUCUGGAGCUGUCUACCAACCUGCUGGUGCUCCAUCCUACCCCAGCCAUGUUUUGUGGAUCAGGAUACAGGAAUUCGUAGAGCCAUACAGGGAGUUGGACUGUGAGGUGGUGUGGCAUCCUUCUUUCUCUUCCCCUACGGAGGGAGACUUUGACCUCUGUGUCCAUGAUGGCGUCACACAACGCUUGCAUUGUGUUGCCAAG